CGUAUUUAGUUCAAUGUAUAGAAAAGAAACUAAGGAAAAUAAUUGUCUAUUCUUAUUAUUAAAACAAGAUAGGCAAGUACGUGGUUCUAGUAAUCUUUAUAUACAUAAAAAUAUUAAUGGUUGGGUAGAGUAUACUGCUCGUAGAAAGUGGUGUUGUCUUUAUAGCCAAAAUUCUCUUAAUGAAGAUAAGGAAUUGCAAUGGCAAAUAGAACUUCAAAAUUCUUUAUAUAUUUGUAAAAGUUCAAUUUUAGAUAAAUGUCAUCUACUAUAUAAUACUCUUUAUGUUUGCAAACUUAUUUCUUGCAACUCAUCUAUUGAAACAAACUAUUAUGCUUGUACAAAAAAAGAUCAAAUUCAACUUUGUUAUUGGUGUGAAACAAUGGAUAAUUUAUCUAAUUUGCCAAGAAUAUUAACUAAUAGAUAUAAAAAAGUUUAUCCAUGUUGUAAAAUAUAUAAAGAAUCAGGAAAAGAUCAUUUUAAUUAA
Messenger RNA from Dentiscutata heterogama, 484 nucleotides. The record is from the annotation of a GenBank genome assembly. Lineage: Eukaryota; Fungi; Glomeromycota; Glomeromycetes; Diversisporales; Gigasporaceae.